This is a messenger RNA of Darwinula stevensoni, 1770 nucleotides long. Lineage: Eukaryota; Metazoa; Arthropoda; Ostracoda; Podocopida; Darwinulidae. The record is from the annotation of a GenBank genome assembly.
AUGCGGUCGCUCCCCAACCGAGCCGGGACUCAAGAGAGGGGAUCUGAGCGAACGGAAGGAAAGAGGAUCUUCGCUUAUCAUGGAAGGGAGGUAGCCAAGAAAUUCUUCGCCCCCAACCUCAGGAAAGUCGGUCCGCAUGGGGAACAUCACUACCGCUACGAUGCCAGCGAGAUCGUUGAUAAAGAUUCUCAGGGGAAAGAAAAAGAAAGGGAAGAGAAAUGGAUGAAAGCUGUUCAACAGGUAGCUGUGAUUGGAGCUGGGGGAGCUGGACUUGCUGCAUUGAGACACCUGGCAGGGCAGCCUGGCCUCUCUGUUGUAGCCUAUGAAUUGUCUUCACAGAUUGGAGGUACUUGGGUCUACACUGAUAAAACUGGCAAAGAUGAGCAUGGUCUUCCCAUUCAUUCCAGCAUGUAUGAACAUAUGAGAACAAAUCUGCCAAAAGAAGUGAUGGCAUUCCCAGAUUUUCCCUUCCCUGAGGAGGAUGCAUCCUUUCUGCAUCAUACCAAAGUCCUGGAGUAUCUUGAAGGUUAUGCGAAGCACUUCAAUCUCUACAAACACUAUGCAGUGCCAAGGAUGCCAAAAAUCCCAGGCUUGGAUUCCUACAAAGGCCAAGUGAUGCAUAGCCAUGAUUAUAGGAACUCAGAGCCUUUCAUUGACAAAAAGGUCUUCAUCCUUGGUGCUGGACCUUCAGGGCUGGACAUCUCCAUUGAGCUGGCUGCUGUCACUCCAUGUGUGUAUUUGAGUCAUAAGAAGGCACCGCUGAAGACUCGUCUUCCAAAGAACGUUGUUCAGAUUCCUGUGGUGGAGAGGGUAGAGGAGAAUUCAUUUGUUCUCCCUGAUGGUAACCGUGUUGAAGCAGAUGUGUUGCUCGUAUGCACAGGAUAUGAGUAUUCCUUCCCCUUCCUUGACCCUGAUUGCGGCAUCCAAGUCACAGAUAACAGGGUGGAACCCCUUUACAAACACUGCAUUCACAUCAAUCAUCCACAGUCCAUGUUCUUUGUUGGGAUACCCUUCACUGUCUGCCCCUUCCCUCUCUUCCAUUUCCAGGGUCUGUUGGCAAAGAAGCUGUUACUAGAAGGCCUUGAGCUGCCUUCCAGCAAGGAAAUGCUUUCUGAUGGAGAGGCUGAGUGGUCUAAGCGAGCUGCACAGGGUUUCCCAAAACACCGAUACCAUUGUAUGCAUGGCCUGUUCCAAGACUACCUGGAUUCCUUGGCACAAUGGAUGCAGAUUGAGACCCUGCCCCCUGCCUUCACAUCUCUCUAUACUCACAUUUUUAACUCCAUAUAUCACGAUAGCCUUGCAGAUUUGAAAGAACGGAGGUUUCGUUUGCUUCUGGUGGUGAAGCAGGUCUUGACAGGAGAACUGAGUCUCCCAUGUCGGGAGGAAAUGGAAGAAGACAUCAAAGAGGAAAUGAAACUCAAAUUCCAACUUGGCUUCCCUCUCCACCACUACCACAAGAUGGGGAAUCUCCAGUGGUCCUACAAUGAUGCAAUGGCUGACCUAGCCAAGUGUCAACGGCUGGCCCGUGUCGUCUGUGAUCUGUACGACACCGUGCACAACAUCCGCAUGUUGGACGUGACUAGCUACAAAGACAUCAACUUUAGACUCACUGGGAAUGAUUCCUUUGCCAGAAUUUCAUAGUUGUAUUUUUAGUGCUUUUGUUUCAUACCUUUGUUCUUGAAGUACCUGAGUGUGUCAGUGCUUUCAUCAUGUGCAAUAUGUAGCUGUUGUAGUUCAUUUUACUUUAGUUGAUAUGUUGACGUACAAACC